This is a messenger RNA of Cryptomeria japonica (Japanese cedar), 522 nucleotides long. Its product is annotated as LOB domain-containing protein 11-like. Bases 1 to 522 code for a protein of 173 amino acids. The record is from RefSeq and is a predicted model, not a curated record. The transcript has a single exon. NCBI's taxonomy places the organism in Eukaryota, Viridiplantae, Streptophyta, Pinopsida, Cupressales, Cupressaceae.
AUGGCGGAUAAAAUGGAACACCCAUCAUCAUCAUCAUCAUCAUCUCCAUGCGCAUCAUGCAAACUGCUGAGAAGAAGAUGUACAGAAAGCUGCGUGCUGGCUCCAUUCUUUCCUCCAAAUGAGCCACAGCGAUAUAUAGAGGCUCACAGAGUAUUUGGAGCAAGUAAUAUCAUUAAAAUGCUGGAAGGAAUUGCAAUGGAGAUGAGAGCAGAUGCAGUGAACAGCAUGGUGUAUGAAGCCAAGGCCAGGCAUAGAGAUCCUGUGUAUGGGUGUGCUGGAAUUGUUUGGAACCUCCAUCAACAGCUUACCAAAUUGCAGGCAGAGAAGGCCAUUCUCCAGGCACAGCUCAAUGGGGCUCUUACUUGUACAUCUACUGUCAAUCAGCAGCUUCUCAAAUUGCAGGCAGAGAAUGCCAUUCUGCAGGCACAACUCAAUGGGGCUACUACUGCAGCAUUUAUUGCCAAUGAAAACAACAAGGAGGAACUUUUGAAGCCACAGUCCGAGACCAGAGAUCCAUUAUGA